GUAUCACUUACAUUCACCUCCGUAUAUUACAAGUGAAAAUGGCGGCGAACUGAUUUCACUUAAAUUCGUUUCGUCUUUUUCUGCAUCUUUAACAAAUCUUCUCCAUUAUGCCUCGUACCAGAAAAAAUAAAGGAGAAUCUCCCGAGGAAACCUCCUCGCCUGGAGCGGACCAAGAUAGUGACUCUGGUAUCCCAGAAGGCCUGGAUAACUCCAUAGUGAGCAAGCUAAUAGCCUCCAUCCACAGAAUUAAAGGGCAGAAACAGAGGCCGGGCGAGGAGAGAAUAUGUACCACAAUGUCUAACAAAUACGGCAUAGCCCCAGAGGUGACACUCGAUCAGUUAGAAAAGGCCGUCUCUGCUUGCAAAGUGGUCAAACUGAUAAACAAGGGUCUACCAUCGUACCGCGACCCAGCAACCGUCACACAGACCAAGGGACCUGCAAACUCGGCCGAUAUACACCGCAUGAUAAAGAAAUCGAUCCUAUUGAUUAAUCUAGGAGGAUGCACGCUUAAAGAGAUCGAGGAGAAGAUAUGCUCUGAUUAUGGACUGAUACUCACUCCUGAACUGUCUGAUCAAAUUAAGACCACCAUAGCUCGUAUGGUUGAAAAAGGGGAUUUAGAGAAGAAGGGUCGACUCGUGAAAGUAGCCGUAAAAAUCCUCGAGCCGUUUCCGUCGCCUAAAGCUCGUCCGAACUCGAUUUGUAGUUUUUGUCUCGGGACGGAGGAGAAUAACAGGGACAAGCAGUACGAGCAGCUCCUCUCUUGUCAUGAGUGUGGUAACUCCGGUCAUCCUUCUUGUCUCAAAUAUUCCAAGGAACUUGUCGAAUUCAUCACAGCGGAGCCAUGGCUAUGCCUCGAAUGCAAGAAAUGUAUUUAUUGCAAUGCUUCAGCUAAUGCUGACGACUUGUUGAUUUGUGACGCUUGUGAUAAAGGAUUCCACAUGGUCUGUUUGGAUCCGCCCAUCUCCUCCCUGCCCGAGGGUAGGUGGGUCUGUCCGAUUUGCGUUCCUCCACCCAAUAGGAGGCGUGGUCCUAUCAGAGGUUCGAUCUCGACAGAGUGUCCUCCUCGUAAAAAAGCUCGUAAAUCCACUCUUUCACAUUAUGGUGAUUUUGUCAAUGAUUUCGAGGAGUUGUAUAGUCAGACUCCGUCGUUGCCGCGUUCUUCCUCGUCUCGUAAAAGACGCAAGAAAUCGGAGACCGAGGACCCUAACGCUGGUCACCGUUGUUCGACUGAUGGUCACACCCCCUUACCCCCAGGGGUCACUGAGAGUGACCUGGCUCUGUUUAAAAAGGCACAGGAAAAAGCAUUACAGGUAAUGUCUAGUUCUCUUAUUCCACUGGACCAGUAUGACAGUCACACACGACUACCUCAAGAAAUAGAGUUUGGCAGAUACUCGAUAGAAACUUGGUACUCUUCUCCUUACCCUCAAGAAUACGCUACUCUACAAAAACUCUUCAUUUGCGAGUUCUGUCUCCAAUACGUUAAGUCCCGUACUUUACUUAAACGUCAUCGGGCAAAGUGUCUUUGGUUUCAUCCUCCGGCAAACGAGAUUUAUCGAAAAGGCGAUAUAUCGAUUUUCGAAGUCGACGGUCAAGUGGGUAAGAUUUAUUGCCAGAAUUUGUGUCUACUGGCAAAGCUUUUCCUUGAUCACAAGACACUGUAUUAUGACGUUGAGCCUUUUCUGUUUUACGUUUUGACGAAAAACGACUCGAAAGGCUGCCAUUUUGUCGGUUACUUCUCAAAAGAGAAGUCCUGUCAGCAGAAGUACAACGUCUCCUGUAUUAUGACGAUGCCUCAGUAUCAACGGCAAGGAUUUGGAAGGUUUCUUAUUGAUUUUAGUUACCUUCUCUCUCGGGUCGAG
Molecule: messenger RNA, 1859 nt
Organism: Amphimedon queenslandica
Lineage: Eukaryota; Metazoa; Porifera; Demospongiae; Haplosclerida; Niphatidae
Product: histone acetyltransferase KAT6B-like
Exons: 2
Biological process (GO): regulation of transcription by RNA polymerase II
Cellular component (GO): nucleus; chromatin
Molecular function (GO): DNA binding; chromatin binding; histone H3 acetyltransferase activity
Source: RefSeq, a predicted model, not a curated record